UUUUAAUCAAAGAAGUGAGCAGCUGGGACAUGAACAGACACUCACAUGGGACGCAGGCCCCGUGAGCCGUGGCUUUACAGCUCCGUCACAGCACCGCUGACUUGAGUGACAGAACAUUUGAUGUAGCGUCGCGAUGCCAGUGACGCUGCACCAUGGUUUGAGGCGAUCAUUCAGGGGGUGAAGAGAAAGGAGUGGAUACAUUGAGUCUGCAAAAGGCAAAAUUAUGGAAGAUGCUAAGACUAGAAAUGAAAAGGUUUGAAAUAUCCUACAGGGUUUAAUUUCAAAACACUAAAAUCAAACCCUCUCUCAACCUGAGAAAGAAUUUCUCAUUUCUUUCUUUUUUUAAAGUGGCAAGGUUCCUGUGCAAACCAGCGUGGGGCAGCACCUGCUGUGGUUUCCUGCUCUGACAUCAGAAGGCGCCAUUGUGACGUCAUGCCCGCUGCCUGCACAAAGCCUUGGCUGGGCCUGGGUUCUGUCAUUUGCCCAGGAAGUGCUGUCCCGGGGACCUGGGGCUGGGAACAGCUGCCUGUGUUUCACUUGUUUGGUUUUUGUUCUUCAAGCUGCUUUUUUUUGGUCCAAUUUGUUUUUUCUUUUUCUGUUUUGUUUAUUUUUUUUCCUAUUUUUUUCCUCCAGCAUUCAUAGUCUUUUUCCCUUACUUAUUGAUUUUCCUUGGAUAUUUCAUUUCCAUUUGUAUUUUUUCUUCAUUUUUUUCCUUGGCUUCCCCCUUGUUUCUGGUUGUUCUUUAUAUUUUCUUACAUUUUGGGUUUCCCUUUGUUCACUUUGAGUUUUUUCUCAUUUAAUUCCCUUUCUUUAAUAAGACCGUGAGGCCGUCUGCUUUGGUUGUUAUACAGUUCAGUUUCUUGGGAUUUUUUUCUUUAUGGUUUAUUAUGUAUUUGUGUUUUCUCACUUUUAACUGUUUCGAUAGGGUUAGUCUCAGUUGUUAGUCCAGUUGAGUUCAUUUGGUUCCUGUUUUCUGUUGGUGAUGUGACCUGACUUUGUCCAUUUUGUGUUCUGAUUUCUGUUCAUUUGAUUUCUGUUUGUUUCAUCUUUGUGCUCAAGUAGUCAGAGCCAUGAGAGCUGAUCUGUGUCAGCUGCUGGCUCGGGGUCUCCCAGACGUCAGCCCUGCUGACCCUUCCUGGGGGAGCCCUGGAGAGGGAGAGGAAUCCGGAGGAAGAAUCGGAUCCUGCUGCUCCUGUUGGGUCAAAUUUGUUUUUCUUUUUCCAUGUUGGUUACUUUGUACUUUUUCUAUUUUGUUUCCUGCCACCAUUCAUGUUCAUUUUGUGUUUUCUCAUUUUAACAUUUUCUUCCAUAGAACAGUCUCCUUGUUGGUGUGGUGUAGUGGAUACAGUUCAUGUUUUCUGUUGGUAACGGGAGCAGAGUGAGUUUGUUCAUUUUUGUGUUUUGAUUUCUGUUCAUUUGAUUUCUGUUGUUGCAUUUUCAUUUGUGCACCACUCGUCUCCCUUCCUGGGAGCCCCGGGAGAGGGAGAAGAAUCCCGAGGCCAGAAUUCCAACCUGGGGACUUCCUGGGGUGGGGACCGAUGUCAGGUCCCCCAAGCCCUCUGUGUCCCCAUGGCUCCCGCGUCCCUCAGCAGAGCGGGGCAGGAGGUGUCCAUGGCGGCUCCUGGCCCGAGCUGAGAAGGCUGUCAGGUGCUCUGCUGCCCUGUUUGCCCUGGCUCGCCAAGGUUCCAAGACCAAAGAAGCCCCAGGAACCUGAUCUGCACCAGCAAGAAGACUUCCUGUGGAAGGACCUCUUGGUGGUCACCAUGAUCGUCCAUAGGAAGAUGGACUCCGAGACGCCCAGCUCAGAAUCCUCGCCCUUCCUGAAGAGGUGUUGAGUGUCCCUUGUCCUCGCUGCCCCCAGGACAGGACCCUGUGGCACCUCUGGCUGCCCCAAUGAUUGUCCACCGGAAGAUGGACUCUGAGAUGCCCAGCUUCAGAAUCCUCGCCCUUCCUGAACAGGUGUUGAAUGUCCUCAUCCUCAGUGCCCCAAGGACAGGACCCCGUGGCUUCUCUGGCUGCCCCCAUGUUACACAACCGUCCUCUCGAAGAUGGACUCCAGGAUGCCCAGCUUAGAAUCCUCGCCCUUCCAGGAGAGGUGUUGAAUGUCCCUCGUCCUCACUACCCCAAGGACAGGACCCCGUGGCUGCUCCAUCUCUGGGGAGCAGCUGCUGCCUGGGAAGAACCUCGUUGCCUCUGUUGGUGCCCAUGUAUUGCCCUGUACUACUGCCUCUGUGCCUGCAACGAACAGAUUUAUGAGUUAGACAGAAAUCAAUUACAUCAAUAAAUAAAUAAUCAAUCAAUAAAUAAAUCAAUAAAUAAACCCCCUGGG
Oryctolagus cuniculus (rabbit) is the source of this 2329-nucleotide messenger RNA. NCBI's taxonomy places the organism in Eukaryota, Metazoa, Chordata, Mammalia, Lagomorpha, Leporidae. The record is from RefSeq and is a predicted model, not a curated record.